Penicillium lagena is the source of this 1248-nucleotide messenger RNA. RefSeq names its product small ubiquitin-related modifier domain-containing protein. Lineage: Eukaryota; Fungi; Ascomycota; Eurotiomycetes; Eurotiales; Aspergillaceae. The coding region runs from base 1 to 1248 and encodes 415 amino acids. The transcript has a single exon. The record is from RefSeq and is a predicted model, not a curated record. Gene Ontology annotation, molecular function: protein binding.
AUGCCAUCGUUCUUCAACAGACCCUCCUGGGCAUCGAAACAGACAGGCGAUGCCAACCCGGAGUUUUAUCGUCGAUCGGGCCAAACAUAUUCGGACAUUGUCGCGGCGAAUCGAGAAGCGCACGAGAAGCACCAUGAAUCAUCUGUAGAUGACGGGCGCGGGCACAAACGGCUUCGUCUUUCGGAUGCCGCGGAAGAAGAGCGCAGUCCAGAAGACUCCGGCGCUGAUGGAGCUGACAGUGCACAGCAUGGACCAGGCGAUCUCCCUGAACCUUCACGCUCGCCAUCGCAUCCUCACAACAAACCCCAUACUGAGUUGCUGGAAAUUACUGACUCCGAUGGGGAGAGCGCGCCCGCAGACUCGCCUGAAGGCGACCUCCCUGCAAACAAUACUCCAGAAGUGGACCGCCCGAGGGCUCUAGAAUCUCACGAUGAUUCGACUGCCCGCUCUACUACAAUUCUUGAAACAGAGAGCGGCGCACAUGACUCAAUGAAUAAAAAUGUCCAACGCCCUUUGGAUACGGCAAUUAUCUCGCCACAUCCUCCACCAUUGAUCCCCCCAGCAGAGAAGGAACUACCCGCACGAAAGCCAGAAAGGCCGGCAAUACCAGAACCAGCGGCAAAGCCCGAACCAACUGUGCAAAUCCUGAUUUCAUCAGACAUCAUCAACACGAAGCCGCUGCUUGUUCAUCGCAAGAUGUCCCAAGGACUGCGGGAAGUGCGAUUAGCAUGGUGUAAGCGCCAAAACUUCACAGAAGAUAUGCAGUCGUCUGUGUAUUUGACCUGGAAGGGUCGGAGACUAUUCGACGUAACUACCUGCAACAGCCUGGGGCUCAAUAUGGACCACAGCACGAUUCCUGAGAUGGACGAUGAAGUACCGUCCAGUCCAGCUGAACUAAAAAUUCAUAUGAAGGCGGUUUCCGAUACUCUUCCCACAGGCAAUCCAUCUGGGUCUUCUCCCGAUACGGGCACGAGCAAGAAGUCACCGCCCCGCGAUGAGGAGGAUGCGCAGGCGCAACCGAUUCGGAUCGUCCUGCGAAGCCCCGGGAUGAAUGACUUCCGGAUCAAAGCGAGGCUGAAAACACCAGUGUCCCGCUUAAUUUCGGCUUUUCGAGACAAACACGACGUUCCCAGCGACGCAGACGUGGCCCUGGUCUUCGAUGGGGACCGGCUGGAUCCUGAUACCUGUCUCGAAGACUAUGAUAUUGACGACCUGGAUUUGGUUGACGUGCAGAUUAAAACCCGGUGA